Messenger RNA from Didymodactylos carnosus, 1403 nucleotides. Lineage: Eukaryota; Metazoa; Rotifera; Eurotatoria; Philodinida; Philodinidae. The record is from the annotation of a GenBank genome assembly.
AUGGAUUUAAGAAGGCGUAGAAUGCAAGCUUUGGAUGUAACAACAGGUUCAAUGGAAGCAGGAAAAGGACUUACAAAAAGCAUUGGCAAAUCACUUUUUCACACGUCUGUUGGUAUAUUUUGUUUAUAUAGCGAGGUGACUGAUACUCUCAGCAAACUUUCCUCGUUGUACGAUCCUUACCAUAUUUCGCGACCGCGUCCCAUUGUCACGGAUAUUGUAUCUGUAGAUAAGGCUGGUGGGCUGGUUGCAUGGCACGAUUUGAAAGACGGUGUUCAAGAUUUGUACAAGAAGCCGUCAAAAGGUGCAAAAGUACAUGGUCUCUUUGUUCGACAAUAUAAAGAAGAAUUAUUAUCAUUGUAUCCUGAAUGCGAUGUCAUCUCCAUGAACGAGACAAUUGUCUCGUUCAUGGAGAUGGGACAAUUUCACCGAGUCUUAAGACUCGGUGAAAUUAUUCCUUAUCAUCUCUUAGGAUCUAAUGUCCAUUCGUGUCGUCGCUACAUCACCCGGCAAUUACCAGCUUCAACUGCUGCUAAUCUGGCAUCAGGUACCACACCCUAUUUAGCACAAGUAUUGACCACAACGGCAAAUUUACCUUGUAAUAGUUGUUCAAAAUUACGUCAACAAUUAACGAUAUUAAUUUAUGAAAUGUUAAGCUUAGAAAAUACAAUGAAAUCAAAAAUAUGCGAAUAUGUUCAGCGACGUCUAACGGUAAGCAAUGCUCAGUAAUACAAAACAAUAUGUGCUGAAUACUGUAGUCGGCGAAACACCAAGUAAUAUACCCAUCAUUUUUAACACAAAACAAGUAACCAAUGGUAACGCUGUUCUGUGAUUCUAAGCAGAGCCGUUUUCCGCUUAAAAAUUCUUAGCGGACAACGAUAUAGUAGUAGUUGUGUUUGCUGAAAGGGAGAAACUGUGAACUUUAUAGACUUGAGCGGAUUUUAAAUUCUCUCAGAUCUCUUAAAGUCCGAUAAAGUCUCCGUAAGUCCGUCAAGUCCUCUAAAGUCCGCUCAGAUCUUUUAAAGAUCUGAUUGUAUAUGAAGUAUUGAUGACUGGUAUAUGAACGCCAAAAUCUCGAGAUCAUCGGACGACAAUAUCAAUCUUCAAAACUGGCUAUUUCUCAUAUCCUACCCACUUUUGAGUUCAUCUGUACAACAGCUAAGGAUCUUGUAUGAAAUGAGCUCAUAGUUUAUAGUAGAGGAGUACUAACACAAGAGAUAUAAAUGGGUUUUAAUACCAUAAUAUAUUUUUUAGGUUAAAGAAAAUUAUGACAGCAAAUUCAAUGAUAAUGAAUAAUCACUAUAGUAAUAAUGCUAACAUAUUGCUUCCAAUUGACAAAAAUCAUUCUAUUAUCAACACAUCUCACGCACAGCAACAUUUAUUAUUAAAUCUAUCAACAACAUCAU